Molecule: messenger RNA, 1800 nt
Organism: Diaporthe citri
Lineage: Eukaryota; Fungi; Ascomycota; Sordariomycetes; Diaporthales; Diaporthaceae
Exons: 1
Coding region: 1-1800 (599 amino acids)
Source: RefSeq, a predicted model, not a curated record
AUGGUCCAACCUUCUUUCGAAAUGCGCGUGAGAGGGAUCCGCUUACCUGGCUCUGAUGCGGACCUCGCUUCCGGGAGCCUUCUGGCUGAGAGAGGCGAAGAUGGAGAACAGCAGCACGACUCUCGGUCUCUCUGCACGGCUUAUAUCGCGAAAAGCCCGGCCCUAUCGUUGUCGUUUGGUGCUGGUAUUAUCAUGGUCUUCGCAGCCAUCUGCUUCACCUUCUGGCUGAGUAGACAAACAUUCACCUGCCCGGAGUGGGCAGUCGACUGCCAUGUUGUCGAUUCCGUGGCAUACAUCCGUAACAAUAUCACGCAAGUCCAGAGUAUCGUGGCAAUAUUAUACACCCUCGGACUCAGCGCUCUCGCCUACUCGGUCUGCGCUUUCGCCGAGACAGCUACUUGGCCGUUGAUAAAGCAACAGAGCUUUACUUUGCGGGAGUUGGAUACGCAUCUUUCCGCGUGUCGAGGAUCCGUGCCGUCGAUUCCUCUCGCAGUAUGUUCAAUUCGGACUGGUGAGACAGCACUUGUCCUGACAGUGCUUGCGUUCACGAUUUUGGGCAAUUUGGCGUCCCCUGCCCUUGUUGGACACGUCUACAAUAAAGUCAACGAGACCAUUAUCUUGCAGAGUAACUAUACCCCCGGCGGCGGUGUAGAGGGGCGGUUUUCGCAAGUUAAUCCUCCCACGUCAUUCGUCCCACUAGCCGCCCAAUUCUAUUCGUCUUGGUCAAUCGGCAUCUCGGACGAGCCCAUGCCCGAGCACCGCGAUUGGUAUAUUCAACGUUCGUCGUUGUCAAAACGCGGAAACUUCACAGCCCAUGCUGUGAGGUUAGAGAAAUCCAUCACAUGCCAGGGCUACAGACUCGACCAAGAUUCUAGCGCGGAUCUCACUUUCGAAACCAACAUGGCUGUGCACAAUCCCCGCGACCAUGCUGACAAUCACUCAGCUACUGUUCUCCUUCGAGACGUAGCGCAAUUUACCACCUGGGUGUACGACUACGAGUUCAUAUCGGUUAAUCGCACCCGCGCCACAGUAGUGUUCGCCGCUCUGAAUGGCAAGAUUGACCAAGGAACCUGGACUAAUAUUCAAGGCUCCGAACUGGUCUCCGGAGCCUCGGCCGUUGCGUGUGACAUUGAGGUCGGUUUUGUGAAUGGUAUUUUGAAAGUUGGCGACACGCAAGACCUCAACACGGUGUUUUUCGACUCAAACAGGCUGAAUGCGGUGGAGACCAUCCAUGACGAUUGGCCUUCGCCUGACAAGAGCCUCAACGAGGUCCUAUUAUGGUUCGCUGUGGCUCCUGUGCUCUGUGGGACGUCCCGAGCCGGUAUGCAGCCCACAUUUUUCAACGCAUCCAAUCAGUAUUACACUUCGCACUUGCCUAUCGUUGACACCAGCACGAAUGUAAUAAAACAAAACAACUGGACAACUGCAGGUAUCCAACAUUAUAUUAACAUCUCCAUUGGUGCGGUCACCCUUGCAACGGCGCAAUUCUAUGCCCUCAACGAAACAUUAAUACACACCCAGUUCAUACAAGCGAAAUUGGACCGUUCCAGACCUUUCUUGCUCUUGAUUCUCCCGUUGCUUGGCAUAGCUUCUGCCACCGCUCUGGCCACCUGGAACUCAUGGGCCCACCGGAGAUAUCGCGUCACGCCUGUGCGCGCGGCUGGGUUGGCGGAAGUGGCGGAAAGUUCGAAGAUAUUUGAGUUCAGAAAGAUGGUUGAUGAGGACAAGCAAUUCGCAGAGAGGCGGUUGAAGCUUGCUGGAGGAAUGAGUGCUGCUGCGGGUGGUCUGGUUCCGAUAUGA